AUGAAUAGCAACAAAACGUUUUACAAUGAUUCAACAUCAGCACAAGGCGUUGGCAACGCCGCUGGUAUUCAGUUACGCUCAUCUGGUUAUUCGCUAGAACAACAAGAACCGCAACAAGGAUUCGAUCAGAUGAAGGCAACAACAUCGUCACAGUACACUGACCACCAUCAAUUGCCUCAGGAUCAACCCAUUCAUCAGCAGUUAACUAAGUACCCUGUUGCUCAUUUGUCAACAAAUGACAGACAAAUCUCACAUUCACAUGCAGGUGCUCCUGUUACGACUAGUGGCUCUUCGUCAUUGAAAUGGAAAUAUUUCGUAACUAAUGAUGUUCAACUAUUAGAUAGUAUUGAAGAUGCUAAAAGAUAUAUUCAGGAAGUUGCGAAUAUUUGGAAACUACAACAUUAUCAAAAUGGCAAAAAAUUUGUUGUAACACUGAUGAAAGCAAUUGAACAACACGAAAAAGCAGAAGUUGCAUACGAUUAUUUAAAUACAAAUGAACAUGGUGAAGAUUUUUAUAUUCUGGUAAUUAUUCGUCAAAAUGCAGACAAGACAAUUGAUGUUUGCUAUUCCUAUCAAUCAAUUACUUUGGCAUCUAGUCGUGGCAGUGGCAUUUCAUUAUCGGAACGAAAAUCGGUCUCAUGGUUGAAACAAACUGCCUCUCAAAAUCUCAAUGCACACACACUAAUUCUAAAAAGCUUUAGCGAAAGCCUAUCCAAUGAACAGAGCCGUGGUGGUGCAGGUGCUAUCAGUAUGUCUGACUAUGAUCCACAUCUACGGGCAUUACAAAAAAGUAGCAAAAAAUGA
This is a messenger RNA of Rotaria sp. Silwood2, 804 nucleotides long. The record is from the annotation of a GenBank genome assembly. NCBI's taxonomy places the organism in Eukaryota, Metazoa, Rotifera, Eurotatoria, Philodinida, Philodinidae.